AUGGAUGGGGUCGCCAUAGUGAGAAAGUCAAAGGUGGGGGAGAAGGUAUUGUUUUCUAAGGUGAUCGGGGAUGGAGUCGCUGGUUCGAAGGAGCGUUCUAGUGAAGUCGGUCGGAUGGUCGGCGUCCAGAAGACGGGGCUGCGUGGGAUUAACGGAGAGAUGGAGUCGUGGAGAGAUGGGAUAGGAGACGGGGGUGAUUGUUCUAAGAGUGCAAGGUCGAGGAUAGGGGAAAUCGGUGGGAGUAACGAUCGGUUCGGCGACGAAGGUGGGGUUAAGAAGAAAGUGGAGUCGGGUGGUGGUGAGAGCGAUGGCGAGGAUUCGAGAUCAAGGUAG
This is a messenger RNA of Heterobasidion irregulare TC 32-1, 333 nucleotides long. RefSeq lists its product as uncharacterized. NCBI's taxonomy places the organism in Eukaryota, Fungi, Basidiomycota, Agaricomycetes, Russulales, Bondarzewiaceae. The record is from RefSeq and is a predicted model, not a curated record. Bases 1 to 333 code for a protein of 110 amino acids. The transcript has a single exon.